This is a messenger RNA of Protopterus annectens (West African lungfish), 3340 nucleotides long. It is a transcript of the gene ATXN2L, whose product is annotated as ataxin 2 like. Gene Ontology annotation, biological process: cytoplasmic stress granule assembly. Gene Ontology annotation, cellular component: cytoplasmic stress granule. The transcript has 23 exons. NCBI's taxonomy places the organism in Eukaryota, Metazoa, Chordata, Ceratodontiformes, Protopteridae. The record is from RefSeq and is a predicted model, not a curated record. Gene Ontology annotation, molecular function: RNA binding. Bases 174 to 3308 code for a protein of 1044 amino acids.
CUGUGAAGGUAAAUCUAGACAGAGUGCUUGUGCCGUCACUGCUGCAAUUUAAAGAGACAGAGCAAAGCAACGUGACCAAAAAAACUGCUAUAGUGUAAUUUAAGCUGGAAAACGCUCUGCUACGAGACGGAGAAGAAAAGUGAGGACUAUAGUAGAAGCGCGCGCUGUCCCAGAUGCUAAAGUCACAGCCGGGCCGUAAAGCGGGGCCCACCGUGCCCGCACCAACGGGGGGAGUCGUUCCUGCUUCAUCAAGCCCAGGUCCUGGCAGCACCAACGGGAAUAUGAGUACAACAGGAUGUGCGAGUGCUACUACAAACAGGGUCGCCGCUGGCAGAGGAAGAAGUACUGGAAAAGGGCCGCCUCAGUCUCCAGUAUUUGAAGGCGUGUACAAUAAUUCUCGAAUGCUGCAUUUUUUAACCGCUGUUGUGGGGUCAACAUGUGAUGUGCACGUCCGGAACAACACUGUGUACGAGGGGAUCUUCAAAACAUUAAGUUCCAAGAUUGAUCUGGCUGUUGAUGCAGUACAUAAAAAGACCUCAGAAGAAGUGUGUCCCAAGCGUGAAGAGAUAACGGACACAAUGAUCUUCAGCCCCUCAGAUGUCAUCUUAGUACGUUUUAAGAAUGUGGACCUUAAUUAUGCAACUAAAGACAGGUUCACAGACUCUGCAAUUGUAACAAACUCAAAAGUGAAUGGUGAGCACAAAGAGAAGGUCCUCCAGCGGUGGGAGGGAGGAGAUAGCAACAGUGAUGAUUAUGACCUGGAGUCUGACAUGGUACAGUCUUACUUUGUCUUCUUAACACAAUCAAAUGGCUGGGACGCUAACGACAUGUUCAAAUUUAAUGAGGAGAACUAUGGUGUGAAAACAACCUAUGAUAGCAGCCUCUCUUUGUACACUGUUCCUUUGGAAAAAGAAAAUUCUGAGGAGUUCCGUCAGAGAGAAGCACGAGCAUCUCAGCUUGCCAAGGAGAUUGAAUCCAGCCCUCAGUAUCGACAACGCAUCUCCAUAGAAAAUGAUGAUGGGCGGACAGAUGAGGAGAAGCUUAACUCUAUUCAGCGCCCUUUGUCCGAUCGAGAUAGUCCUAGCAUGGGUACCAGGGAUGGAAAGUAUGUGCCUCUGCCUCAGCGGGUGCGAGAGGGGUCCCGUGGUGGAAUGAGAACCAGCAGUCUAAGAGGAGGCAGGCCUGGGCAGGGAUCCUUGCCAUCUCGUCAUCACCCAGAGUCCAGCUCAAGUCCUGUUCCUGCAGAGCAGAGAGUGAUAAAUGGAGGAUCAUCUCGAAUGUCUCCCAAAUCACAACGGCCCCCUCGAGGAGCCAAACAGACGACGUCUCCCACAGCACGACCUGUUGAGAGUCCUUCCUGUACGACAUCUGUUGCCGUGACUCGUUCAUACCCUCCCCGCUCACCUAAAUCUGGGUCUUCUGCUCCUUCCGUCUCUUCCCAAGAUUCCCCUGUCAGCUCUGCUGCUACGUCUGCACCAACAUCUCCGCCAGAACCACGAAUGGUUGUUGAAACUAGUAGUUCUCCAAGGCCUACAUCUCCAAAGAUGGCAGCACCUGCUCCGCCAGUGACAUUAGAUGUUAAAGACAUCCAGGGGACGAGUACCAGAGAUAUUAGCCGGCCAGUUGAUACUUCGGGAACAUCAGAACUUGCUAAAUCCGUAAACAAAGGUCUACAGAGUGAACAGAAACGAAGUGAAAUUGAAGAGUUAAGGAACUUUAGUGGAAAUUUCAGGCUUCAGCCUCGAAGUCCUUCGGAGUCGGGGACCGAAGUAUUUGUUUCUCGGCCAAAGGACAUUGUAGAGACAAAACUAAAUGAAAAAUCCCUUGCACCUGAAAGCAGCGUCUUGGAAGGGUGUGUAGUUGAAACACCUGUUGCUGCAGUCCUGAAACCUAAUGUAGUCAGUAUGGAACUAAUGGACACCAGUAGUGAAAAAUCUUUGCACAUCGAAGGGACAGAACGACCUGUACAUGUUGAAGGGACAGACCGACAGAUCCAGGCAGGUAGCCCUGAAAGCAAAAUGGAGACGGAGGAGAAGGAUGAUGCACCUGUGUCCGAGCAGGUGAAGAAAUCCACAUUGAAUCCAAAUGCAAAGGAAUUCAAUCCUUCUAAACCCUUAUUAUCUGUGAAUAAGUCAACGAGCACACCUACUUCACCAGGACCUGCACCACGCAGUCAUCCAGCACACAGUAUUCAGGUGAUACCAGGUCAAAGUGGGAUGUACAGUGCUGCCACCUCAUAUGUACCCUACCUCCAGCAGCUCCACAUGGCUCCGACAGUGCAGCCUCCACAAAUAUAUCCAUAUCCUGUUUCUACCUCUGUGCAAGUUCAGCAGAAUAAAUAUAGGGGAGCUACUAAAGGGUCUGGCGGGCCUCAGCGAUCAGAUCAGCAUCAGUCUUCUCCUGCUUCUGCCUUAAUGCAAGCAGCAGCAGCUGCUGGAGCUCCCCUCGUAGCUGCCUCAUACCCUUCCUUUGUUUACAAUACCCAACAGUUCCCAGGACAGCCCACAAUGGUGCCAGCCAUGGCCCAUUAUCAGGCUCAGCCCUUUCCAAUGAUUCCAGGCAACACUCGGAUGCUAACUGGGCCCCAAGCUAUUGUACCAUCUUCCACACCGCAGUAUGCUCCCACAGAGCAAGGUGUAGCCUCUGCACUCUAUGCACCAGUUCCUCAACCUUACCCUCAUCAUGGUACACCUCUGCACCCCCAUCAACCACAGCAAGCAACAACGCCUACAGGAAGCCAGCCACAGCCGCAGCAUGCUGCUCCAAGCCCCGUGCAGGUAACGUGCUGUACCGCCUCCGAGAUAUUGGAUAAAGGAAGCUUGUCAAUCAGCCAGGAACCUAGCUUCACCAUUUGUGCAACUCUGUUGGAGCAUCAACCAGGUCAGCCUCCACACCUGGCCCCCGCACAGGCCCAGCAGAGUAUGUACCAUCCUUCAGCAUUGGCAGCAGCAGCUCCACAGUCCAUAACGCCAGCACCAAAUGCACAGUCUCCUCAGAGCAGCUUCCAGCAGCAGCCACUGUACAUCCACCCUCAGCAACUGUCUCAUAGUUAUGCCAGCAUGCCACAUGUAACACAGACUCAUGUUCAACAUGCACCACCCCCCACUCAUCCAGGGGGUCCUCAUGCUCCACAGGUCAUGCUACUUUCUCACCCUCAGCCCCAUGGAGGCCCUCCUCAGGCAGCUCUUCCCCAGAGUGGAGUGCAAGCAAUGUCAGCAUCUAGCAGUUCACCAUAUCAGUACUUGGGACAUCACCAAGUUGGGUCUCAUGCUCCACAACCGCUACCCUUUCACAGCGCUGGAAACUGAACACUUUGCCUUUGCAGGAGAAGGCAUGUAGG